Aureobasidium subglaciale EXF-2481 is the source of this 2136-nucleotide messenger RNA. RefSeq lists its product as uncharacterized. Gene Ontology annotation, molecular function: methylcrotonoyl-CoA carboxylase activity; metal ion binding; ATP binding. Bases 1 to 2136 code for a protein of 711 amino acids. Lineage: Eukaryota; Fungi; Ascomycota; Dothideomycetes; Dothideales; Saccotheciaceae. The transcript has 2 exons. The record is from RefSeq and is a predicted model, not a curated record. Gene Ontology annotation, cellular component: mitochondrion.
AUGUUUCGUCACACCAGAGGCCACAGAGGUCUGAUAUCAGCAGUAACAAAACGACUGACUAGCACGACGACAACAAGCCAAGCAUCAGAGAGGCAACCACUACAAUCUAUCUUGAUUGCAAACAGAGGAGAAAUUGCUCUUCGAGUUGGAAAAACCGCUGCACAGUAUGGCAUUCGUACAACAACACUCUACACAGAUCCGGACGCGCAUAGUCAACACGCUUUGAGCUCUCCUUUCGCUAUCAACCUCAGCGAUCCAAGUCAAUAUCUCAACGGCGAUCGUAUCAUCCAAACUGCACGCGAGCAUGGUUGUCAGGCAAUUCAUCCUGGAUACGGCUUCCUCAGUGAGAAUGCAGAGUUCGCAAAGAAGUGUACCGAUGCGGGCCUAAAGUUCAUCGGCCCUCCCUGGAAAGCGAUUGAAGCUAUGGGAGACAAGAGCCGAUCUAAAGAUAUCAUGACUUCAGCCGGCGUACCCUGUAUUCCUGGCUACCACGGCUCAAAUCAGGAUCCGAACUACCUCAAAGACCAGGCUGCACAAAUCGGUUAUCCUGUCUUGCUCAAGGCUGUCAAAGGUGGAGGUGGUAAAGGUAUGCGUAUCUCCAGAUCUCCUGAAGAUUUCCUGGAUCAGUUAGCAUCUGCCAAAUCUGAAGCUAUGAGCUCCUUCAGUGACGAAGUCAUGCUCGUGGAAAAGUACAUCACAACACCACGCCAUAUCGAAGUCCAGGUCUUUGCAGACAAACAUGGUAACUGCGUUGCACUGGGCGAGAGAGACUGCAGUAUCCAAAGAAGACAUCAGAAGAUCCUUGAAGAGUCGCCAGCACCCCAUCUGGACGAAGCACUACGACAGGAUCUCUGGGACAAGGCUCGAUCCGCUGCUCUUGCUGUUGCUUAUGAAGGUGCUGGUACCGUUGAGUUUAUCUUUGACAACGACUCAGGUGAAUUCUUCUUCAUGGAGAUGAAUACCAGACUCCAAGUUGAGCAUCCGGUCACCGAGAUGGUCACUGGAGAGGAUCUAGUACAUUGGCAGAUCCUCGUGGCUGAAGGAGGCAAAUUGCCUCUUACACAGGAAGAGGUGCACGAGAGGAUCAAGGCUCGCGGCCACGCGAUCGAGGCUCGUAUAUACGCCGAGAAUCCUGACAUGAACUUCGUGCCAGACUCGGGUAAAUUGUUACAUCUUCGAACUCCAGAGAUUACUGACACCGUGCGUAUCGACGCGGGCUUUGCUGUAGGAGACGAAGUCACAUCGCACUACGACCCAAUGAUUGCAAAACUCAUCAUCCAAGGUCCAGACAGACACGCAGCACUCCAAAAGAUGAAGACUGCCCUCGAAGAAUACGAGAUUGCUGGCCCGAUCACGAAUAUCGAAUUUGUUAAGCGUAUGUGCGUCAGUCCGAAGUUUGUGGCCGGCGAAGUGGAGACUGGCUACAUCGAGAAGAACAAGGAAGAGUUGUUCCGCAGGGUCGACGUGCCGAGUGAAGCAUGGACACAAGCAGCUAUCGGCUUGUACAUCGCCGAGCAAGGAUUGAGUGGCAAAGAUUCCAUACUGUCGUCCCAGACUAUCGGAUUCAACACUGGACUAUCUGGUCCCCGAACUUUCGAUCUCGUGGAGAUUCCAGCGGAUGGUAACAGUAGCAGUGCAUCUUCUGUCGCUGCACGUGUUCAGCACGUUGGCCCGCAUACAUUCUCGGUCUCGGUUGGAGGCCAAGAAGCGGUUCAAGUGACCAGCAAGCUCGAUCAAAGCAGCCACAUCCUCCAGUCAUUCUAUCCUCACACCAGACUCGAGACGAGAGUCAUCCGUGAUCCGGAAACGAACAACUUGAUCCUGUUCCAACAAGGACGUCAGUACAGAUUACAGCUUGCUGUUCCGAAGUGGGCGGAAAAAGCUCUGGGCAUGAAAGAUGUUGCCAAUAGCGUCUUGGCACCUAUGCCUUGCAAGGUACUCCGUGUUGAGGUGGAGGAAGGUGCUACAGUGACCAAGAACCAGGCACUUGUUGUCAUUGAGAGUAUGAAGAUGGAAACAGUCAUUAGAGCACCACACGAUGGUGUGAUUGCAAAGGUUGUUCACAAGGCUGGAGAUCUAUGCAAAGCUGGUACAGCUUUGGUGGAGUUCGUGGGCGAAGAAGAGGAGAAAUCAUGA